Messenger RNA from Parastagonospora nodorum SN15, 1099 nucleotides. RefSeq lists its product as hypothetical. Bases 1 to 945 code for a protein of 314 amino acids. Gene Ontology annotation, molecular function: acetolactate synthase regulator activity. Gene Ontology annotation, biological process: branched-chain amino acid biosynthetic process. The transcript is spliced from 3 exons. Lineage: Eukaryota; Fungi; Ascomycota; Dothideomycetes; Pleosporales; Phaeosphaeriaceae. Gene Ontology annotation, cellular component: mitochondrial nucleoid; acetolactate synthase complex. The record is from RefSeq and is a predicted model, not a curated record.
AUGGCAUCUCGACGAGCUAUUCUGCCCCUGCGCAGCCUGCUGAACCGGCAAUGCGCAGGUGCUGUGCGCCAGCAACAGCGAGCAUCGAGCUCAUCCUCAACACAAGCACUCGCCUACAAAGCUCUGCACCGCCGAAUCGCCCCUUUGCCUACCGAAGAGCGUCCUCCCGCCUGGUCCGCGCCGGCUGCCGUCAGCAACAUCCUCUACGAGACGCCUGUGCCAUCCCAGAUCCCCCCGAAGCGUCAUAUCCUCAACUGCUUGGUGCAGAACGAGCCUGGUGUGCUUUCUCGCGUCUCUGGAAUUCUGGCUGCCCGCGGCUUCAACAUUGACAGCUUGGUGGUAUGCAAUACCGAGGUGGACGAUCUCUCUCGCAUGACUUAUUGUGCUGCAAGGCACGCCGCCAGCUUGAGGACCUUGGUGCCGGUGUGGGCCGUGUUGGACUACACUGAGUCACCACUAGUUCAGCGCGAACUGCUCCUCGCCAAGAUCUCCAUUCUCGGCCCCGAGUACUUCGAGGAGCUGCUUGCUCACCACCGAGAAAUGGCCCAGAUGCCAGAGCCCGAGGAGGAGCUGUCGGAGGGAGACCGUGAUGCUUUGGCGCAAGAGGCCGCUCGCGAGUCUUUGAGGAGGGAUUUCCACCCGUCGAACCUGGCAGUCAGUCAAGCGCUCCGACACAAGCACGAACAUCUCCGAGCUAUCACCUUCAUGACCCACCAGUUCGGCGGAAAGGUCUUGGACAUCAGCACCAACAACUGCAUUGUUGAGAUUUCUGCAAAGCCUACCAGGAUCGACUCUUACAUGAAGCUGAUUGCGCCCUUUGGCAUCCUUGAGUCUGCGCGGACAGGUCUUAUGGCGCUGCCGCGCUCACCGCUGCACGGAACCGACGACAUCGAGACUAAGGAAGCGGAGGACAUUGUGGACAGCAGCUUGCUUCCACCAGGCUAGCUGGGAUAUGCUUGUAUGUUGGCGGCGGUCAAAAUCAACUCUAGUUUGGAACCUUGUUCGACAUGUCGAUUUAUUAUAAUCUGGUUAAUUUGGCGUUUCUUCUCGGGCAAUUUGAUGCCUUAGGACGAAGAAAUCGCCAUUCUCUUCAAAGCUA